Paramuricea clavata is the source of this 14515-nucleotide messenger RNA. NCBI's taxonomy places the organism in Eukaryota, Metazoa, Cnidaria, Anthozoa, Malacalcyonacea, Plexauridae. The record is from the annotation of a GenBank genome assembly.
CCUAGACACAUACCCUGGGAAUUAUGACCUUGUAAUAGUAUCCUGACAAUUAAUACAAACAGACGAUCUGAAUAAUUUAUAAUUAUGAACUACAGUGUUUGCUACAGUAACGAUUUAAUAUACUCGCGAAAACGUGUUGAGCAAGACGGAAGUAGCAUCGGACAGAUUUGUGAUGAAAUGUGGACAAACCGAUAAAACAACGCAAGAAUUUUGUUGUCAAGACGAUUUCAAAGAAACUACAAUUUAUUUAUGUUUAUAUACGUCAAAAAAUACGUGGAACGUGUCAGCGUGACUUGAUACUGCGAUUCUAUUGCGUUUUACAAAGUUUUUAGUUAUCCUUACCAUUUCAUAUCAAGGCAACUUAAAGUCUAAUCCUUGUACCACGAAUUUCCAUCAUUUUCUUGCCUUUUUCGUCGAAUUUAUUGAAACAAUUUGCCUUCGAAAGACCACGAAAGUAAGGAAUUUACAGCGACCGGGGAUUCAAUCCACGGAGAUUACCACCGUCGGGGAUUUAUUCUACGGUAAAAGUCUACCUAGGAGAUUCUGACCUGGAUUUUUCACCGAUCGGAAGUUUGUUCUACGAGAAGUGAACCAUCGGGGAUUUGUUCUACGGGAAAAAUCUACCGACGAUUAUCGUUCUCGGAGAUUGUUCCCUCUACCCAAGGUGAAAAGUACCCGGGGAUUUAUAGUUACCUCACGCAGGCGUCACGUGGGCAGGUCAGAGGAAACCCCAUUUGGCCUUCGGCACGGAGAUCAAAGGAGACGACCGCCUAUUGAAAAUUUUUCUUGUUUGUGUUUCUAACUGUCAAAUUUUCUUCGCCAUGGACGACCAAGAUGAGAGCGUUCAAGGACUUAUAGAUGGGCAAACAAAGCCCCCAAAAGACAGGUAAUGUGCCGCGUAGUUUUGGCGUUUGAAUAUUUGAUUUCUUGAGGUUUUUCUAAGGCUUGAAAUUUAUCCUCGAUAAUUUGCUGAGCUCUGCACCUACAGUCAUCUGUGAAUCGCGUUUGAAAAUUCGAAAAAUAAAAAUGCAUCAAUCGUCUCAUUUCUAACUGGGUAAAACCCGCUGUAUUUGAGGGGAUUAUACUAGUUUUUUAAACCCCUUGGGGACUGCAAAUUCGCCAGAUUUCAAUGGGAUUUUAGGCUGUUGUUUAGAACGAUUUCGCAUGCAUUAUGGCAUCCCCCUUUGGGGCACCUGUUAAUUAUAUAGCUCAAUCUUCAACACUGUUCACUUGUGUCCAACCUUAUUUGCUAUUUUUCACAAACGCAUGUAGAACAAAAGCUUCCUGGACAUUCUUGUCAAAGUCUUAAAUCGCCAGUUUAAAGUGUGAUGAAAUCUUAUAGUUUAUAUAAGAGGACCUUGACUGACUGACUGCUUUUGACCUUGUCCUUGUCCGGGCGGUCAAACAGAUUUCCUUUUCUGGAUCGUGCCGCUUUGUAAGUUUGCCAAAACAUCAGACAUGGUGUAGUAUAAUACUGUAUAGGGUAUUUGCCUUUUAUUUUGGUGCUUUUGGAGCAUAGGUUUUGUAUGAUAGAAAUGUGUUCCCCUUGUAAACAUGUCGUUUGAAUAUGAUAUACUGUAGUUUCAUUUGAUAUGCUUUUAUAUAAAGUGAGGUCAACUCGGAGCAAAUCAAUAGCGUUUAUUCCGUACAAAAGGCACUAUGCUUCAAUUUAUCUGUCCUAGGUCAGUCCUAAUUGGUAUAAAUUGGCGUUAAAUUUCUAGACUUUCCAGAAUUCGAAAUGACCUAACUACCGCAUAGAAUUUAUUUCAAAGGUCAUAUUGUAUCACGUGCGUUAUGAGUGUUGAUAAUAGUGUUCAGAUGACAGGGAGACCUCAUUAUCAAGAAUCAUUCACUGUGACUAACUGUAUGGGAAGAACACUGUAUAGAAAAGAUUUGAAUAGAUAAAUAUGCCUAUUUAAGCCUUUAAUAAUAAUACCAUCAUCAUUCAUUGCCUGAGAAAAUAACACACAGUAUAUUUGAUAUUGUACCCCUUAUCAGGGUAUUAUAUUUCAAUGAAAAUAGUAAUCUUACCUCAAGUAUUAUUACCUACCAUUCAAGCUCAUAAAUUCCCCCUGUCACAGGAAAUCAUCACAUGAUUGUUAGUCAUGUGUUUUAUAUUCCAAUAUAUGAGCAAGGAAUACAAAGCAUGCUGUAGCCUGCGAACAGUCUCUAAGAUACAGUAGCUUGAACCUUGGGGCUUAACCAUCCUAUUCAUUUCCUAGACUGUUUGCAGGCUAAGCAUGCUACUGUCUGUUACGUAGGCACGUUUAGGCAAGCAGUGGACAUGCAUAUACCUAUUCCUUCACGAGUGGCAGAUUUUAUGAACCACUUUUUGCUUAUGGUGUAACUGUUUGGUGCAACUGUUGUAACUUUAGUCGGUUUUCAAAAUAUUGCCAACGCACGUGUUCUCGGAAACACUGACCAUGCCACGUAAUAUUCACUCCACCUGCGAUCGAUUACAGGGUUAUAUCCUCAACCCAUACUAUAGAACAAACUAUUGAACAUUGCCCCUUCGACAAAUACUGCAAAGCACCAGACACAAAAUUUCAACAUCUAGAAUCGUCACUACAACACUUGAAACACGAAGUAAAGAAAGUAAUCAAUAAACACAAGUCACGUUCUCUUCCUCCCAACCUCACCAGAAACCAAAGAGAAACCCUGUCCGAAUUGACCACACUUAAGAAAGCCCGAGAAGUUAGAAUAUCGGUGAGCGAUAAAGGUGGCGAAUUCGUGGUAAUGAACAGUAAUCUAGAUAACACAUUAAUGGAGAAACACCUUGGAAAUGAAUCACUUUACCGACCAUGCCAUGAUUUAACGAAGAAAGCUGAAGAGGAGAUCAACGAAAUUUGGGAAUACGUUGCAAAAAAGAAUCGUGUUAACGAAAGAUCCAUUGGAAGAUUAAAAACGACCCACAGUGUUUGUCCUGUUAUCUACCUGCUAACCAAAACUGGAAAUUCCAGAACAAUAUACCGAGUUCUAACCCUGAUGACAUCAAAGUACGACCAAUAAUCUCUGGUUGUGGUGGUCCUGCCGAUAAGGUCUCCUGGCUCAUACAAAUGAUAUGCAACCCUCUCCUGCAAUUCGUGAAAGCACAUCUUAGAAGCACUCAACACCUAUUGAAUAAUCUACGAAGCAUUAAGAAUGGAGAGCUGAAGAACAAGCUCCUGUUCAGUCUAGAUGUGGUUUCCUUGUAUCCAAGCGUCGAUAACGACGCAGCAAUUGAUACCUUACGUUUAUAUCUAGAGAAAGAAAAGAACAAUAUCCAACUUUAUCAAUUUUCGGUAUCUGAUAUCAUUCUACUCACCAAAGCUAUCUUCGAAAAGAACUGUCUCUCUUGGAAACGAUCUUAUUAUCAACAGCGUCGAGGUCUGGCUAUGGGAAACCGGUUAGCCCCAAUACUCGCUAUACUCUUCAUGGACAGAAUAGAAAACCAAGCAAUCUAUUCCGACCAGGCUCUUUCCCUUUCCUUGUAUUAUCGAUAUAUUGAUGAUUGUAUUACACCUGCUAGCAGUCCAGAUGAAGCUGUAAAGAUCCAAGACAAGCUUAACUCACAAGACCCAUCAAUACGAUUCGAAAUCGAGUUGCCAGGUGAAGAUGGAUUCCUCCCAUUCCUCAACACAAAAGUCAAGGUGAACGAAUCUGGAACAGUGGAGACGGGAUGGCAUACAAAAUCGGCAAACAAAGGAAUAAUGUUGAAUGCAAAAUCACACCACCCAGAACAAAUCAAACGGGCCGCUAUCGGUAAUACCAUCAAGACAUAUACUUCCAUAUGUUCAACCGACGCCUUGUUUGAAGAAGCUGAACGGAAGUUUGAAAGAAGAGCAAGACGAAACGGCUAUAGCAACAACUAUAUAAAAAAAGUCCAGACAACAAAACGAAAACUGCCAAAAUCGAAAGUUGAACCUCUUCCCACAUUCACAAUUCCAUUCAUUUCCAGAAGCUUUACGACUGACAUCCGAAGAGCGGUCCAGAGUUCAAACCUCAAUGUCAGAAUAGUUGAAAGACCACAAAGCUCGCUUAAACAACUCCUCGUAGAAUCGCGACCUUACGAUAAAGUAUGCAGAGACACCUCUAAAUGCCCAAUCUGCAGCAACUCAAAUGCUCCCAUUCAGUGUACACAGAAAGAUGUCGUGUAUCAAAUCAACUGUGACCUUUGUGGAGCAACGUACGUAGGCGAGACAGGCAGACCAUUGGUGGUUCGAUACCAAGAACAUUUUUGUUCCGCAGCAAACCCGAAAGCAAAGUCCUAUAAAAACAUGGCUUUCUCGAAACACUACCUCGACCAACAUUACGGACAAAAACCUAAACUGUCUGUUAAGAUUUUAAAAAGAACAAAAGGAUCUGUAGAACGGAAAAUUACCGAAGCAUUAUUCAUCCAAAAGCUUAAUCCAGACUUGAAUGGAAAAUACGAACAGUUAAAUAUCUUAGAUUUCGUAGUUUAAACAUUAAAGACAGAAUUAACAAUUUCUAAUUUUUAUUAGAAUUAAUCGGACACGUGCACGUAAUUUAUAUGCUUACGCAAUUUCGCACGCGCGAAUAACGGUCGCAAUUUUAACGUUUAUGCAUGCGCAUGUUAGUUUAAAUUCAAAUUGUAAUCCUACCUGAAGAUGGAGUAAAUCUCCGAAACGUCGUUUGUUAAUGAAAUAAACAUUUAAAAAAGUCUUACUGUGGUCUAUAUAUUGAACACAAAAUAUACAGGGUUAUAAGCACGGUCAAACAUAAAAAACCCGAAAAGUGCCGGCUGAAAAAACCUUAGUGAAAUAAUUUUCUAAAACAUGUCCCAAACCACAGUAAAAAAGCUAGCCAUAGCAACAGGUUAUCAUGCUGUGCAAUAUGAUGAUUUGCAUUAUUCAAUCCUUUACAGGGCUGCAAAUAAAUAUUUGACUUGACAGGACAUUUGUCCGGUCACUUUUAAUUUUGGUCGGACAUAACUUGAAUUUGGUCGAACAAAAACCAACACCACUAAAUUUGGUCGAACAUAACUAGAGACCUAAAUAAAAAGUCAUAACUAGAGACCUAAAUAAAUAGUCAUAACUAGAGACCUAAAUAAAAAGUCUACUAAGAUUUCUAGUAGGUCUCUAGCCCGCACUCUACAAUUAUUGUAAAUAUACUACACAUAAAUUUAUUGUACAUGGGGAAAAUUUUUAAAAUAAAAAAAAAUAAAUAAAUAAAAUAAAAAAAACAACAACAAAAAAACUAAAAAAAAAAACAAACAUAUAUACGUCACAAGAUAUAUAUAAGUCACGAGACAAGUAUGUAUAAAUUUUAUUGCAAAAUGCAAAUUGAGUGAAUUUGCAAUCGGAUUUUGUCACAGCAAAAAAAUGUAUGUGACAAUUUUUUUUUGUGAUCUGACCAAUGUCCGAUCAAAAUUACUUUUGCUCGGACAUUUGCCAAAUUUAGUCGGACAUUGUCCGAUGUCCGACAGUAAUUUGCAGCCCUGCUUUAGAAUUGUAUUUUCUUUAACCUAUUUAUGAUGCAGAUUUAUUAGCAUAGCAUGACCAGUUCCCAUGGCUAGCUUUGCCAAGUGCUCGUUAAAAAUAUACAUUGAUUUGUUGGCACGUUUGAAAUUUUGAAUGUAAUCAUGUUAGAUUUAAUACUGGCAAGAUGUACAACACAAUAAUAAGAGAUUAGACUGCACGUGUAAAAAUAAAAAUACAUGAGGAAGUAUUUUUUAACUGUGAAGUACAAAGAAAUAGACUGGUUUUCCUGUGUGUAAUUAAACAUAAACUUUUGAUUAUUUUGUUCCAAACACGUAUGUAAGUGAUUUUUAAGGUGAUUUUUAAGAGUUUUUCCUGCCAGUUUGUUGAAUACCUGCCUCAUCAGAGUUGAUAAGAGGGGCUUUCUAAUUUGUCUUCAAAAUCAUACCUAAUUUUAGUGUGCAGUGAUAACCAAUUUGUGCAGUGAUAAAAGUAAAAUGUGCAGUGAUAAAAUGUAAAAUGUGCAGUGAUAAAAUUUGCUUUGAUAAGUUGUUAAUUAACACAAGAGAAUGAUUCAAUUGAAAUUGAAAUGAUGACUGCCAAAUUAGCGAAUUAAAUAAUAGUAUAUGUUUUUUGUACGAAAAUCAUGAGAUUCAGGCAAUUUUUAGUUAAUAUCUGGCUUUUUGUAUGUCCGGAAAAAAUUUUUGACCCUUAAAAUGGUACACUGACCAAAAUUUUUGGGGGGACCGGGGGGGGUCGCCAAAAAUUUCCGAAUAUUAUGAAAUUUUCUUAGUCAUUCGGAAAUUUUUGGCAUAAAAUAUGCAGUGAUUAAAAAUUCUUAAAAUUAGGUAUGUUCAAAAUUGUUGUUAAUUAACUUGAAAGUAUACCUAUAGGGAGCUCAGCAUGAGGCGCAGGGUAAAUUUCAAGCUAUGAUUAUGUAAAAUGAGCAAAAUUCACAACAUACUUGCCAAAACUAUAAAACAGGCCAGUUGUAACAAUUGUCGUAACAAGUAAUGGCACAAAGAUUAAAGAGGACAUUCCGAGGCACACAAAACUCCAUGACAGGUAAGCUGGAACUAUGGGCAUUGUUGUCUUUGGAGUCGAUUUUUUUCUUUGUUGCUUUUCAUUGUUGACAUUUUCUUUCAUAACUGAAUGAUUGUGCUCUUUAUUCCUCGGGCUUUAGGUUUACUUAGAUAGACUGUCAAGGCUCUUUAUUUUAUUACUGUUAGUUGCAAAUGAACAUUGAAGAUGAAAACAUUGGCUAUAGUCACAUGAAAUUUUGCUGUUUAAAAGUAAACAAUUUGACAAGUUUUUAUCUGACGAGGCAAUAAAAUGCUUAUGACAAACAUUAACCCAUGAAGUUGCAAUGUGUCCUACUUUAGUAUUUUACUCUGUCUAACACAACACAAUUUUACCUGUCAAGAGGAGGCUUCGAACGUCUUGUGCACUAAUGGGCUAAAGUUUCACAUAAGAGUUGAUGUUUUCAUGUGUGAAUGUGCAACUGUUUAUUCAUGGCAAAAUGUUUGUACCAAAUAUGUAUUUCAUAAUCACAUCUCUGAAUAUGGACCUGGAUUUGCUACCAAGUUCUAAUACUGUGUGAUUAAUAUUUUUCUAGAUUCAAUGUGGUCUAUCUCAUCAUUGUAUUGCAAGGCAUUGGGACAUUAUUGCCAUGGAACUUUUUUAUUACAGCACAUACAGUAAGUUAUUAACCCAUAAACACCCAAUUAUAGUGUUGCAUUGGUCAUGGUUGAGAGGCAGGACCAGGUAUAAAAGUUGGACCAAAUCACUAGUCGGACUGACCUUAACCCUAAACUUAACCCUGACCCGAAGCAGACUAACAAUCCAGUACAACGUUUAUACCAGCCUGGUUGAGAUAUUCUGCUUAUUCCAUCGAUGCCUGGUUGGCCGACUAUCAUCAUAAACCUACUUUGUGUCUUUAUAUAUAAUCACACUGUUUUAUUUCUCUUUCCAGUAUUUUUCCACAAAAUUAGAUGGCACUCGCUACAAACACGAGUUUGAAAAUUUUUUUGCAUUGGCCGCAUUCGGACCAAAUCUGGUGGCAUUCUUCUUGAAUACGAUGUUCAAGCACAAGUAGGUUAAUCCUUAGUCAAAUGAACUCAUCAAGCUGAAAGCUAUACUACAGCCUUAGUUGUAAAAAAUGCCAUAUUUUCAAAUGUGGAUAACUUUAACCUUUCCUAUCAAUUUCCUAACCAAUUCUUUAUAGGGUUGCACUAAAGAUUAGAAUUCUAGUCCCACUAUUUGUGAUGACAGGGAUAUUUGUCGUAACAGCAGCUUUGGUGAAGGUUGACACAGAAAACUGUAAGAGAAACUAUUUUCACCUCAAAGUACUGAUUAUGUUGUAAUUUAUGUAACACUUGUUGUAAUUUUGAUUUUUUGGUACACUUGUUGUAAUUUGGUAUUUCCAAAUUUUACUUUUCAGGGAAAGGCUCAUUCUUUGCAAUUACUCUUGUAACCAUGGGUCUUAUCAAUGGUGAGUACAAAAGGUGUACGAGGUACAGUUUAGCAGUUUUUUAAGUCCACAUUUCUGCCUCUUACUUCUAGGUCUCUGGCAGCCAAUUUUUCCAUUCCUGUUGUCAUUCAGCUGCUUCUUACUGUAGAUGUAGUUGUUUAGGUGUCCAUUAUCUUUCAAAUAGUCUAGCGAAGACAGAUUGAAAAAUACAACGAAAGCCUUCCUUUCACGCCCUCUUCCCAGUAUAUCUGUAGGCUGUUUUAAUAUGACGCCUGGUUAGUUAUAUCCAAAUCCAUUUGUUGUUUUGAUGAGCCAAUGCUCUGAACACCUGCUCCGAAAGACCUUCAUUAUCUUUCUGCAACACCUGCUCUGAACAUUCCUAUUCCCAUGCAAUAAAUUACUUAGUUGUAUAUUUUUUAUUCUCCCAGCAUUUUGUGCUGUGUAUCAAGGUGGAUUAUUUGGUUUAUCUGGCAUGAUGCCACCGAGGUAUACGCAGGCGUUGAUGACCGGCCAAGGCAUUGGUGGCAUUUUUGCUUGCGUCGCUGACAUUGGUUCAAAACUAGGUACAAAAACUACAUUUACUGUAGAUAUUGACCUUAGGCUGUUAAUUUCAUUGGCUCAAUAUGUACUUGAAACAGAGCAUCUGUCAAUAUGAGCAUUCAUAUUACUGAUCACCCACCCAUGUUUUCCAGGCACUUCUGAUCCCAUCCGCAGUGCGUUCUGGUAUUUCCUAACAGCCGUUGUUGUGUUGUUUGCAUGUAUUGUAUCGUAUCUUGGUCUGUAUAGGAUUGUAAGUAGCAGAACCACUUUAAUAUGUCAUCUUACAUGUGCUCUACUAAUACUGCUUGUAUUCUAAUGACCACUCGCCUUCAUUAUUUUCUACUUAGAAAUUUUCACAGCACUUUCUCGAAGAUCACAGGGAGCAAGUACAAGUUGCUGGUAAGAUUGAAAUUACUGAACUAUUAAGCAACCCACUCUUCCCUUUGUGAGUAAAAUCGUCUUGUAUAAGACAGAGUGAAAUAGGCGUUAAACAGAAUAAUAAAGGGUGCAUCUGGAUUAACGCACUGGCAUUAACACACUGGCAUGUGAGGAUGAAAUUCAGGUUAAUGUACAGUAUGGCUCAAUAUAAAUAGACGUUUAUCUGCAAAUAGCGUAUAAACUAUUAAGUCUAGUGAAAUAGUGUUACCAUCGUCUAUUCACAACCAUAAGUACAGUCAUACUUUCUUGACAAAAUGUUGUUACUUCCGACACUGUGCCGUUAGUAAAUAUUAACCAAUAUUAAUAACAACAACUAAUAAAUAAACAAGACUCAUCCUUUGACAAAAAUUUUGUUAACAACUAAUGGAAUGACAUGCAGUUAUUGCUUCCUGUUUACAUGUUGACAACUUGACAUGUUGUUACAUUGUCGACUUGUAAGCAAAUGAGGCAACUAUUAACAGUUAAUGAUUGUACUAACCACGUCAAUAAUUGUAGGUAGAACAAGUAUACAACCUGAUGGCUUUAGUGAUUCGGGUAAACCAAGUACGUUGAAUAUAACUGCUCUUUUUAGCACUCGCAUAAGAAUACCUAUGCACGGAAACUGAAAAUUAUUACGUAACGGUACCACAAUUUAUAAAAUGGGGUAAUCAAUGAUUUCAAUGGGUGAACCAAACUUUAUUUUAGAGAGCCAGAAUAUUGGUUCUGUUAGAUCAAUUUUCAUAAUCUUAGUAUCAAAAAUUAUGUCUUAUAUUGAAUUUUCGAUGCCCGCUAAUAAUCAGCUGUGAAAAAAAUCUGGAUUAUGGCUAUUGCAUUUUUUCCGGGUUUUUCCGCAAUUCACUCAGGGCUGCAGCAGCCAGCUACUUCGGCAUAGAGUGGCCGUAAUUAUCUAUUAAAUAUUCUCUCCCAGUAUUAACAGACCCAGUCGAGAAAGAUUUGGCAGAGUAUGAAGUCAAGAUUGAGAAAACAACGCCACCAUUUGCUUUUAUCAUGAAAGAGGUAAGAUGAAAUGUGACAAUAACAGCAGAAAGCUGCGGAAUUGAGAGAGCGAUUCAACUGUCUGAAAAUACAAGUAUAAAACUUCAUCAGGUUGUUGAAUUCCUCUCAACGUGAAACAAAAAUCUCGUAAUCGAUCUUCUUGUCUCUAGAUUUGGCGAACUGCUUUGGCAGUAUUCUUGGUAUUUAUGGUCACUUUAGCUGCGUUUCCCGCUGUUCUUUCUGGCAUCAAGUCUGAAAAUCAUGGCGAUGGCUCACAAUGGACAGGUGAGAAAAUUACACCACGUUUAAUACGAAGAUAAAGUAGGUAAAAGCAUUUUGCAACUAUUUCGGAAUACAUAGUUUUAACGACCGGUAUUGAAUGCUGUAUGUAUUUUUUAUUCCAUUUCAGGAAAAUAUUUUACUGCUGUGGUCUGUUUCUUGAUCUUUAACGUUGGUGAUUUUUGUGGAAGAGUGACAGCUGGUUUUGUACAAAAGGUAUAACUGGGAUCUAACAUUCAUCUUUUCACAAACUAACAUAUAUACCGUACAGUACAUCGAGACGACAAUUCAUUUCAUACAGACAAAAAAUACAGGCUGAUGAAUUGACCUUCCUAGUUUUAUGUUAAAAGUGGGACUUAUGUGUAAUAUUUGGGUCAUACCAAAAAUCAUAAUUGGGGUUAAUCGCACUUUAAAACACAUACAUGAUAAUUUUUCUUGUAACUUUUUUAGCCUGGAAAAGAUGGUUUCUGGCUUCUUGGUUGCUGCGUACUAAGAUUUGUCUUUCUUCCAUUGUUCGCAUUCUGUAACUUUCAUCCACGUAGAACGAACGGCACAGUGCUCUUUGCAGAAGAUUAUUGGCCAAUCAUAUUCAAUGUAUUAUUUUCUGUUAGUAAUGGCUAUCUGGGCAGUCUUUGUAUGAUGUAUGGACCCAAGUAAGUUCGCUAAAUUGUUCUGUAUUUAGUAACUUACUAGGCUAGUAUAAGGUAGGUCUACCCUGUUAGUUCUCGUCUGUUUUCCUUAGGGGCUGUUCACAUGGAGCAGGGCUGGCCCGGGGGAUGCGUGAGCUCAUGACGUGUUGCUUGCCUGAAUAGCUAUGGGGGUCAGGAAGCAUACUGGCACUGAAUAAAGAUCCAUACAAAAGGGCCACUUACGUCGGAAGCCUUCAAGUUUCUGUCCUCGCGCAUGUCGCAUUACGCAUAUUGGCCGCCAUUUUCCUAGCCAGUCAAUGACAUUUUCUGGCCAAUAAACACGCUGUACUGGCUGGCUGCUCCGCCUUCUGGCCAGUAAACUGCACAACGUGCCCUUGUUUUUUUACUUCUGGCCAGUAAAAAAACAAGGACACGUUGCACCGCUGAGUGGCCCUUCUGUUACACAGGAAAAAACGCCUAGCCUGUAACAAUGUUGUUGAAAACAGGCCUGAACAAUAUUUUGCUGCCCAUAUUGUUCCUGACUGUUAACAAUAUUGUUCAGCAUUGUUCAGCCGAACAACGCUGAACAAUAUUGUUAACAGCCAGGAACAACAUGGGCAGCAACAUAUUGUUCAGGCCUGUUUUCAUCAACAUUGUUACAGGCUAGGCGUUUUUUCCCGUGUACUGAUCUUUAUUCUGUGACAUUGGUCAUUUGCGCAUUUCCUGCGUUUUCAGAGCCAAAUUUUGUUUUGGCCUUAAAUCUCUGUAUGAAAUCUCUGAAUGAAUUUAUAUCUAUGUAAUUCUCAUAUAAAGCUCCAAAACUCAGUUUUGGGACUGCCCAUUCUGAGAUGUACAACUACCCAUUUUGGCAAAUGCGAGGCCUUAGGUUGAUCCCUGCCCUACUAAUGUCUUUGCAUAUCUCUAGGUUGGUAGAAAGUAAAUAUGCUGAAACAGCAGGUACGAUGAUGGCAUAUUUCUUAUCUCUUGGUCUUGGGAUCGGUGCAGCCACAUCAUUCGGUAUUACAAAGUCGAUAUAAACUUCAGCAAAUGGAGUUUUGUCUAAUGCGUCAAGACAAGCUCUCUCGUUCAUGGGCGAUAAAACAGUCGACAUGUUUGUGUGUUACGUCAUCAUUUGUGUACUCGUGUGUGGCUUGGAGACUUGUAAAUAAUAUGUCCAGGUGGACCAAUUUCUAUGCUUAGAAAACUAGAAGUUUAAAUGAACUUGCAGCAGCGUGGAUUAUAACGGUUGAUAAUCGGCUCUUUGCCGAACAAAAACACUAAAUGCCUUUAUGGUACCAGAUAUGCAGAAAAUUCUAAACCAUAUCUGUGGGACCAAGAAUUUUUCAGUUGCAUGGAUCUUUUGGACUGCUUACCAAAAAUUAAGUAAUGUAAUUGAUCAUAUGGAAAGUGAACGAGCUAUCAAAUUGAUACUCGAAAUAUUGAAAAGCUGGCCGACUAUUAUUAGCCAAUGCCCGAGCAACUGAACAGUUAGCCUUUUCCCAAAAGAGAUCACAGUGCAUUCUGGGAUCGUUUGGAGAGACAAAAUAUAUGGAGACAUGCGUCAAAUAUGUGAAAGAGUAGAAGUAUCUACUAUUAAAUAUCAACUUUUUAGACGUCCGAUAAUGAAAUAUCUCCUUUUUACAUUAAACUUUUAAUUUAAAUGUGUGCUGCCAUAUUUCUUGUCCCUCCAACAAGGGAUUCGCGCGAUUAGACCCAGGACUUUGGGAAAUGGCUAAUUAGACAUUUGUCAGACUCAAGCGGAAUUGUUAUAAUCCACACUGACUGGCAGUCAUUUAUGAAAUUGGUCUACCAAGUCAUUUGAAGGCUUGUUUACACUAUCAAAGUUUCUGUGAUCACAGUAGGAAUUCUGCAUAGAUAAAUUCUAAGUUUUGAAGGAUUUGUAACAGAUUCUUGAGGCAGCUGACUCUGUGUUCAACACUAAGUUCCUUCAAACAUUUCUUACAAAUCUUUCAAAACUUAGAGUUUACCUAUAUGCAAAAUUCCUACUGUGAUCACAGAAACGUUGCUGAUGUAAACUAAUAAUUCCUAUAUUGUUGUACUUAUUCACUGGACAUUUGCAUUAUAGACUAAAUUUUGAUCUAGACAAAAAUUUCAUCACAGCUUGAAAGAGCAUCACAAAAUUAGUAAUAUUCCAAAGUUUCGUUGCGAAAUGUUGUAAAAUGCGGAUAAUAUAGCCUUGCGAAAUUUGCAAUUUUCAGUCAUUUUGUAUUACAAACGGGAAAUUGAUGCCCCAACACCCGAUUGGGCUGUCAAUUUCCCGUGCGUAAUACUAAAUGACUGAAAAACGGCAAACUUCGCAAGGCUAUAUUAUCCGCAUUUUACAACAUUUCGCAACGCAACUUUGGAAAAUAACUAAUUUUAUGAUGCUCUUUCAAGCUGUGAUGAAAUUUUUGUCUAGAUCAAAAUUUAGUCUAUAAUGCAAAUGGUCCAUCGCCAAGCCAUAUACAUCAACACAACACAGAGUUAAAAUUUGAUAUCUGAUAUCUGAUGAAACAUUAGAGUAUUGAAUAUACUGUAGUAAAAGCCAAUACAAGAUAAAAUAAAUCAGUAAUCAGAUCAUUGACAUCGAGUUGACAAGACCCGCUUUCAACGCUAUACUACGGUUAUAGUCUAGAUAAGUCAGUUUUUGACAAGUUUUUGAAUUAUGGAGGGAUGAUUUUAAAUUAUAUAAAUUAUAAAAAAAAAUAUUAAAAAAAACAUCUAUUCUUUAUACGUUGCACAUCCACAAAAAUACGUUCUAGUUUCAUUGAAUCACAGUUUUUUAUUGUAAACAUUGAUUUAGGGAAUUAAAAUAAUUUUUUAUACUCAUUAAAUAUUGUGUUUUGUGUAUUUCCUAAAAAUAUUUACUGGAUUUAUUGGGGUUGGUUCGUGAUGCCAAAUAUAUAGAUUAUGAUCGAUUCACGUAGUGGAUAAGCCCAAAGUAACCUAUAAAGCCAGCCGCACACGAGAGGAUCUCAGCGGUUAAAUCUCGAGAGGUUAAAUCCUGACGAAAAAUAUGCCGCCACGCGAGGCGGUUAGUUCAGCAAGAUUCUCCUGUGUGGCAGGCUUAAUGCCCAAAUACACACGUAAAAAUGCACAAGUUGUUACAGGUCUGCAAACAAGUUGUGACAAAUCCGUUCCUAGGCUGCUUGUUCCCAGUUGUUGUAACAAGUUUGGAACAAGCUGUUAACAAGUUGUAACAAGCUUGAUGGCAUUAUCAGACUUGUUACAAGGUUGUUCUAACAAGUUUGAUACAGUCAUGACAUAACAAGAAUGUUACAAGGUUGACGACACAAGGUUGUAACAAUAUUGUUAUAUCAUGACUGUAUCGGACUUGUUGGAACAACCUUGCAACAAGUCUGAUAAUGCCAUCAAGCUUGUUACAAGUUGUUAACAGCUUGUUCCAAACUUGUUGACAACUUGGGACAAGCAGUGCGAACACAACUUGUUGACGGCUUGUUGGCAGACUUUCUAGUCUUUCUACAAGAUGUGAGAUUUUUGCGUGUGUAGAAUAUGCAUGGCGUUUACUAAUUCGGACAUAAUUAUCCCCCUAUACAUACAGCCUACAAAUCUACUUUCAUUUUUCUUUCCUAUUCUGCAGUCUAUUACUAUUCAUUCGUUUUAUUAUUAUUCCCGGUAUUAACGACGCAGUGGCGAUGCCAACCAGUUUUAUGACAACGUUUAUAGUUAAAAGUUCAUCUAUGGAGUUAAGUUCGCUUAACAGACAUCCAGUCUGGACACAGAUAUAGUUAUAUGGAACCAAACCU